Zophobas morio is the source of this 837-nucleotide messenger RNA. Its product is annotated as farnesol dehydrogenase-like. Gene Ontology annotation, molecular function: oxidoreductase activity. Bases 27 to 782 code for a protein of 251 amino acids. The record is from RefSeq and is a predicted model, not a curated record. NCBI's taxonomy places the organism in Eukaryota, Metazoa, Arthropoda, Insecta, Coleoptera, Tenebrionidae. The transcript has 4 exons.
ACACGAACCGAUAACACUGCAUUAAAAUGGUUCUUUCCAUGGACAGAUGGGUGGGCAAAGUUGCCAUAGUAACUGGUGCUAGUUCUGGAAUCGGUGCCGCUAUUGCAGAUGCCCUCGUGGAACAAGGCUUAAUCGUACUAGGGGUCGCUCGCCGUUCUGAACGUAUAGAAGAACGUGCCAAGCAACUUUCAGACAAAAAAGGAAAACUUCAUGCCAUCAAAGCUGACUUGACCAAAGAGGAAGAUAUUUUAACAGUCUUUAAAUGGGCCAAAGACAAUUUAGGACCCGUUCAUAUUUUAAUCAACAAUGCUGGAACCGCAGCUUAUACGAACUUAACAGACGGCAAAACUGAAGACUGGAAAACCGUUUUUGAUUUAAACGUCUUAGCGUUGAGCAUUGCUACAAGAGAAGCAGUCAAAAUCAUGAAAGAGAACAAAAUCAAUGGCCAGAUUGUACACGUUAACAGUGUUCUGGGACACCAAGUGCUAAGUUUUCCAGGUCUAAGUGUUUACCCUGCGUCGAAAUUCGCUGUUACCGCUCUAACUGAAACUUUACGGCAAGAAUUAAACCACCAAGGACUUAAAAUUAAAAUUACUAGUGUUAGCCCUGGUUUGGUUGAAAGCGAACUGACUACUUUGAAUACGAAGCAGAGUCCAGAGAGGAAAGCUGCUAUCGAAAAGAUGUCUAUUCUGAAAAGUGAAGAUAUUGCUAAUGGUGUUGUAUAUGUCUUAUCUACGCCAGAACAUGUUCAGAUUCAUGAGCUUACCAUCAGACCUUUGUGAUAAAUUUUCCUAUAAAAAUGGUUUUGGUAAAUACAGUUGCGAAUUUACCGCAAGA